AGGACUACGGCAGCCGGCAAACUUUGCCUGCCGGGGCCUGCCUGCCGGAGAGGACCCGCGCAGAGGCGGAGUCUGGCGGCGGCGGCGCGCGCGACACCGGGGAUGAAGCUGCUCCUGGCUUGGCGGCCACAGGCUGAGCGAGCGUAAGAGGCUGGCCAGGCAUUGCAGAGGCUGCGGGCGGCUAGGUGCGCAGUUGCUGCGGGCCGGGGGAAGAGAGAAACGGCGGCGGCGGCGGCUCCAGCACCACCAGCAGCAUGACGCGCCCUCCUCCGCUCCUGCUCCUUUCGCUGCUGCUGCUGCUUCGAAUCCCCGGGCCGUGCUCCGGGGAGCGGAGCAGCAGCGCCCUGGAGGAGAUCGCCACGGAGAAAGAAGCCGAGGAGAGCCACCGGCAGGACAGCGUGAGCCUCCUGACGUUCAUCUUGCUGCUCACGCUCACCAUCCUCACCAUCUGGCUCUUCAAGCACCGCCGCGUCCGCUUCCUUCACGAGACCGGCCUGGCUAUGAUCUACGGGCUCAUUGUUGGAGUGAUCUUGAGAUACGGCAUACCUCCCACCAGUGGUCACGAUAAACCUUUAAGCUGUUCCCAGGAGGACCGGGCUUACACAACUUUGUUGGUCAAUAUCAGCGGGAAAUUCUUUGAAUACACCUUAAAAGGAGAAAUAAGUCCUGGAAAAAUACACAAUGUGGAACAGAAUGACAUGUUGCGAAAAGUAACAUUUGAUCCAGAAGUGUUUUUCAACAUCCUCCUGCCUCCCAUUAUUUUCCAUGCUGGCUAUAGCUUGAAAAAGAGGCAUUUCUUCAGAAACUUGGGGUCUAUUCUAGUUUAUGCUUUCCUAGGAACUGCAGUCUCUUGUUUCAUCAUUGGGAAUCUUAUGUAUGGUGUUGUAAAACUAAUGAAGCUGGUGGGGCAGCUCUCUGAUACGUUUUACUACACAGAUUGUCUCCUUUUUGGAGCCAUUAUAUCGGCUACUGAUCCAGUCACUGUGCUGGCAAUUUUUAACGAACUUCAUGCUGAUGUUGACCUCUAUGCACUGCUGUUUGGAGAGAGCGUUCUGAAUGAUGCCGUUGCUAUUGUACUAUCCUCUUCUAUUGUAGCGUAUCAGCCCACAGGAGGAAACAUCCAUGCUUUUGAUGCAGCUGCCUUUUUUAAAUCUGUUGGCGUUUUCCUUGGAAUCUUUAGCGGCUCGUUCAUGAUGGGAGUAGUGACAGGAGUUGUGACAGCUCUGGUAACAAAGUUCACAAAACUGCAUUGCUUCCCCUUACUGGAGACUGCACUCUUUUUUCUGAUGUCUUGGAGUACGUUCUUGCUGGCUGAAGCUUGUGGCUUUACAGGCGUGGUAUCUGUCCUGUUCUGUGGAAUCACACAAGCUCACUACACGUACAAUAAUCUGUCUGUUGAAUCAAGAAGCCGAACCAAGCAGCUCUUUGAAGUGCUGCACUUCCUGGCUGAGAACUUCAUAUUUUCUUAUAUGGGCUUAGCACUCUUCACUUUCCAGAAGCAUAUAUUCAGCCCCAUUUUCAUCAUAGGAGCUUUCAUAGCUGUUUUCGUGGGACGAGCUGCACACAUCUACCCUCUUUCAUUCUUCUUGAAUCUGGGCAGAAGGCACAAGAUUAGCUGGAAUUUCCAGCACAUGUUGAUGUUUUCAGGACUUCGAGGAGCCAUGGCAUUUGCUCUGGCCAUACGAGACACCGCGACUUAUUCUCAUCAGAUGAUGUUCUCCACCACGCUCCUCAUUGUCUUCUUCACUGUUUGGAUCAUUGGCGGAGGCACAACGCCCAUGCUCUCAUGGCUGAAUAUAAGAGUUGGCGAACAUGUUCCAUCGGUGGAAGAGAUGAAUGAAAGCCGCUGGCUGUACUUCAGAGUGGGAGUUGAUCCAGAUCAAGACCCGCCACCCACUAACGACAGCUUUCAAGUCCUUCAAGGAGAGGGUCCAGAUGCCGAAAGAAGGAACCGGACGAAACAGGAAAGUGUUUGGAUCUUCAGGCUGUGGUACAGCUUUGACCACAAUUACCUCAAGCCCAUUCUCACACACAGUGGCCCUCCGCUCGUUACGACUCUUCCAAGUUGGUGCGGCUUGAUAGCGCGUUGCUUAACGACUCCCCAGGUUUAUGAGAACCAAGAGCAGCUUAGAGACGAAGACUCUGACUUUAUCCUGAACGAUAGCGACCUGACGCUCACGUACGGGGACACGACAAUAACUGCUAACGGGUCCUCAGGUUCACAUGCUGCUGUUACCAGCCUUGAUGGCAGGAAGACAAAAAGCAGCUCAGAGGAGGCGCUGGAACGUGAUCUGGGAACAGAAGCGCCUGAGGUGAUGAGCAGAGGCACCCGGCUAGUGUUUCCACUGGAUGCAUGAUGACUGGCUUGGUAAAAAUGCAGCAAUAGAGCCCCAACACCCAAAGAUCAAAGAUGCCUGCAGGCCUCGGAGCUGGCAGAGAGGCUUAUCAAACUGAAUUCAUGCCUGUUGUCCAAGUGGUUUUAUUAAGGUCUGAAGAUGCCCUUGCCCCCCACCCCCAUCUCUUCUCUAAUUUCUUUCAAGAUGCCGGCAAAUGUCUAGAAGAUACCUGACAAGUGAAAAAGUGGUCAGGUCAUUGUUAAAAAGAAAAAAAAAAAGAAUACUUGAAUAAAUGAAAAGUAGCAUGUUUUAAGAGCCGUGUUCUACUGAGCCACUCCUCAUGAGAAGAGGCAUUAAUGGUAAUGGUGGUUUAAACUAAUUGAGAACCACUAAAAGCUUUUCAGCCUGGAAAGCGCAGGAGAUGUUGAGGUCGGUCAUCACGGAGAGAGAGGGUGUAAUGUUUGACUUAUACUUGAAGAAAUGUAGGUGCAAAGGUGUACGUUUCAUGUUGUGACCACAUCCACAAAUGUUGUUUUAUUUCCUGAGACUUGUUGAAAAACAAAGCUCCGUGACAUUUCAAGGGAUAUUUAAAAAGAAAAAAAAAUUAUAAUCGUCCUUGCAAGUAAAGUUUUCUAUUAAAUUAUUCUGUGUCUAAAAGGGGAAAGAAGCAGUCUGUGCAUUUCUCUUAAUCUCUUACUGAGAAUUUCUGUUAAGAGUCCUCUGGCUGUUACCACAAGCAAAAAGUCUGAUCUGUUCGCCACCUUUUUUUUUUUAAUUUGCCUCUUAGUUCUAUAAACUCCUAGACUUUACUUGGAGGAAAGCAUCAGUCAACCAGUGGUGACAUUCCUCUAACUAUGAAGACAGUGUUGAAUGAAUGCAAUGCAGCUUAUACAUUAAGAAGUAUUGAUUGAAUCUGUUUUGGGUCCCUGUCCUCCAGGGCCCAUCAACCCCAAACAUUAUGGACAGUGGUCAGGGGUGAUAGGUGUUGCUGGCUCUCAGAUCCUCCAUCCUUGCUGUAUGGUGUCUGGAUUUAAGCUACGAUUCUCUUAACCAAGGAGGAUGAAUGAGCCUGCCAUAAGUGAAAGCUCUUCAUGUGAUGCUUGCAUCAGAACAAAAAGUGUUUCUCUUUCUCUGUUAGGAAGUCCAUUUGUUCGUGUGUGUGUGUGUGUGUGUGUGUGUCUGUUUUAGUGGCAUAUUGCACUAUGACCCUGAUCUAUUAAAAACAGUGCAGUGCCUUUUCUGUAAAAAAGAAAAGAAAUCAUGUUGUAAUCUGAAAAGGGAAGACUAAGGCACAGAGAUGCUCAUUUGCAAGUAGAACACAGGCAGUCCUAAUUGUGAAUGAGUGGCACCCAUGACACAAUUAGGUGGUUCCUUGCUGCUUCCCUCAAAAGAAGCUUAGCUGAUAAAAACAGGUUUUAAAAAAUAAUAAUGUAAUGUUUUGACUCUUAAUGGGCAGGCUGUUUUGGUUUUGUUUUUUAAAAAAACUGACUACCCUAUAAUUGAAACAUAAGAAAAAUGCUUAGGAAAAUUAAAAAAAUGUUCGUUCUUUUCUUCUUACCAUGAGGACAAUUUUUUACUUGCCGUUUUCUUUCAGUCUGCUUGUGAAGCAGAAAUGAAAUUUGAACCCAGUCUAUGUAAUAAAAAGUCUGUAACUCUUC
This is a messenger RNA of Lacerta agilis (Sand lizard), 3994 nucleotides long. RefSeq names its product solute carrier family 9 member A7 (gene SLC9A7). Lineage: Eukaryota; Metazoa; Chordata; Lepidosauria; Squamata; Lacertidae. The coding region runs from base 255 to 2357 and encodes 700 amino acids. The transcript has 17 exons. The record is from RefSeq and is a predicted model, not a curated record. Gene Ontology annotation, molecular function: sodium:proton antiporter activity. Gene Ontology annotation, cellular component: recycling endosome; membrane. Gene Ontology annotation, biological process: sodium ion transport; proton transmembrane transport; regulation of pH.